UAGUCUUUCUUUUUCCAGUGCAGCGGACUUAAGGCCACUGCCGUUUGACUCCAGGCUCCGGCUUCGGAGACUAAAAAGUCUGCAAAAUGGGAUUCGUUAAAGUAGUGAAGAACAAGGCCUAUUUCAAGAGGUACCAGGUGAAAUUCAGGAGGAGGAGAGAGGGAAAGACUGAUUACUUUGCCCGCAAACGCCUGGUGCUCCAGGACAAGAACAAGUACAACACACCCAAGUACAGGAUGAUUGUCCGCUUCUCCAACAGGGACAUCAUCUGUCAGAUCGCCUACGCCAAGAUCGAGGGAGACGUGAUCGUGUGCGCCGCGUAUUCUCAUGAGCUUCCCAAGUACGGCAUCACUGUGGGUCUGACGAACUACGCGGCAGCCUACUGCACCGGACUGCUCCUCGCCCGCAGGCUGCUGAACAAAUUCGGGCUGGACAAGGUCUACGAGGGCCAGGUCGAGAUCACCGGAGACGAGUUCAACGUGGAGAGCCUCGACGGUCAGCCCAGCGCCUUCACCUGCUACCUGGACGCCGGCCUGGCCAGAACCACCACCGGCAACAAGGUGUUCGGAGCCUUGAAGGGAGCCGUGGACGGAGGUCUGUCCAUCCCUCACAGCACCAAACGUUUCCCGGGCUACGACCCCGAGAGCAAAGAGUUCAACGCCGAGGUCCACCGCAAGCACAUCUUCGGCCUGAACGUGGCGGAGUACAUGAGGAUCCUGAUGGACGACGACGAGGAGGCCUACAAGAAACAGUUCUCUCGCUUCAUCAAGAACGGCGUCACCCCCGACAGUGUGGAGGAAAUGUACAAGAAGGCGCACGCGACCAUCCGUGAGAACCCCAUACACGAAAAGAAGCCCAAGAAGGUCGUCAAGAAGAAGAGGUGGAACCGUGCCAAGCUCACAAUCGGUCAGAGGAAAGACCGUGUCGCACAGAAGAAGGCCAGUUUCCUUCGUGCUCAGGUUACAGAGGAGGACUAGAUCACAUCCCCUCCCGGAUUUUUCAGAAAUUUGUUCUAAUAAAAUCUAUUGAAAAAAAACCCAAAAA
Messenger RNA from Trichomycterus rosablanca, 1044 nucleotides. It is a transcript of the gene rpl5b, whose product is annotated as ribosomal protein L5b. The transcript has 8 exons. The record is from RefSeq and is a predicted model, not a curated record. Gene Ontology annotation, cellular component: cytosolic large ribosomal subunit; ribosome. NCBI's taxonomy places the organism in Eukaryota, Metazoa, Chordata, Actinopteri, Siluriformes, Trichomycteridae. Gene Ontology annotation, molecular function: 5S rRNA binding; structural constituent of ribosome. The coding region runs from base 87 to 977 and encodes 296 amino acids. Gene Ontology annotation, biological process: translation; ribosomal large subunit assembly.